AUGCCUUGCUGGUUGACUUUGAGAAGGGUAGUCCUGUCGAACGACCAUUGUCCAUCUAUGGGGUUCGAAGCGUGUUAUCUCGGGGAAAGCCGACUACUCAGGUUUUGGUACAGUGGACUAAUAGCUCACCGAAGAAUGCAACUUGGGAAGGCCUGCGUGAGUAGGACAAGGUGCUCUUUGAAGAAGAAGGGAAUGUUACAUGGCCAACAGUGGAAGGGCCAAGACGUUCGGGAAGAGUAUCUGUUGUUCCAACAUGGCAUCAAGAUUACGUGGUGGAUAAAGUCUAGCGACUUUGGUUGCAGAUCAAAUUGGUUGGGAUUUAAAGUAGUAUUUAGUUUGUUUGGUUUUAUUUGGAGAUUAGCAUUACAAACAUUCCACACAAAUAUCCUUCGAUGUUGUAAAUACUUUUUUUUUCUUCUUCUCCAUCACCAUCGUAACUCGAAAUAUAUUUCCGAAAUUACUCAUAAAUCUCACAUUUACCAAGAAACUAAAAUGUCGCUUCAAGACCUCCAAAACGUUACCAACAGCUACGAUCACACGUCCUCUCAUGAAGAUUUCCUAGAGCAAAUGCUUUGUGGUCUCCAGUCAGGAGUUUCUUGGCCGGAAAUAUCCACCGGAACUGGCGGCGGAGGCGGUGCCGGUCAGAACAAACCAGUAUUUCCAUGGGACGUGGACCACUUUGAUGACCAAUCAUCUUUUCUAGCAUCAAAACUCCGGCAACAUCAGAUCAGCGCCGGAACCGGUGGAGCAGGUAAUCCAUCUUCUGCUGUGAAAUCGCUGCUUCUUCAACAGCAGUUAUUGCUUUCUCGAGGCUUAACCGGCGCCGGUGAUUCUGGGCUUUUUGAAAAUGAUAUCAUUGAUGCUUCAUCGUUCAAAUCUCCGAGUGGAGAUAAUUCGAUUCAAACUCUCUUUAAUGGGUUUGCCGGAUCUCUCCAAUCCAAUCAAACCCAGGACUUCCAUUUCCCGCCGGCCCAGAGCUUCGGCUCUCAGGGGACGACAGCAGCCUUGACUAACCAAGGACCAACGUCCGGCGGUGUAACUGCAGCAGGAGGUGGCGGCAGUGGACCACCGACGCAGCCACGACAAAGAGUUAGAGCUAGAAGAGGACAAGCUACCGACCCACACAGCAUAGCCGAAAGAUUACGGCGAGAGAGGAUUGCAGAAAGGAUGAAAUCGUUACAAGAACUUGUCCCAAAUGCUAACAAGACAGACAAGGCUUCAAUGCUAGAUGAGAUCAUAGACUAUGUAAAAUUCCUCCAGCUCCAAGUCAAAGUACUAAGCAUGAGUAGAUUGGGAGGUCCUGCUGCUGCUGCCCCUCUUGUAGCUGACAUCUCCACAGAGGGAGGUCGUGACGCUUUAGAAGGAGGUGGUGGUGCUGCUGCGGGACGAAGCAACAAUGGAACAUCGUCUUCAAACAAUGACACAAUGACGGUGGCGGAGAAUCAGGUGGUGAAGCUGAUGAUGGAGGAGGAUAUGGGGUCAGCCAUGCAGUACCUACAAGGGAAAGGUCUUUGUCUCAUGCCGAUUUCUCUAGCAACGGCUAUCUCCACCGCCACCUGCCACCCUUCUUCCUCAAGGAACAACCACCAGUUACUUGGUGGUGGGCCUUCAUCUCCCAAUGUGUCUGUGCUGACCGCUCAAUCCGCGAAUGGAAUACUGCCACCAGAGGUGUCUCCAUCAAAGAAUCCACCUCCAUCUUGAAGCCAUGAUAUUCACCGGCGUUAACUUUUGAUGACAACCCAGUCAACUUUGGAAAAAAAACAUGACUUCGGCGACCGUGUGUCAACUCUCUACCAAACUUGUGUUUUGUGGGGUCUUUUGAAUUUACGCGUAAUCAUUUUCUAAGUGCAUUUGAGACAUUGUUUUGGACAGACAUUGAGCUAGAUCUUUAAUUAAUUGAUUAAUGAUAAUUUAAAAGCCAAAAAAAUACAAUUACAUAUAUCAAGAUAGUAAGUGAUGGCAAUAGCUACACCUAAUUUUACUUACUGUUCUACUAGCUAUUAUUUAGGGCAAUGUAUCAUUUAGGGCAAUGUAUCAUUUCGCAAAUAGUAUAGCACAAAAGUUGGAUAUGAUCUAAGUAAAAAGGGUUUUUACUUAGAUUAAAAAGGAUAGUAUAGCACAAAAG
Molecule: messenger RNA, 2125 nt
Organism: Lactuca saligna
Lineage: Eukaryota; Viridiplantae; Streptophyta; Magnoliopsida; Asterales; Asteraceae
Source: the annotation of a GenBank genome assembly